Ceutorhynchus assimilis (cabbage seed weevil) is the source of this 846-nucleotide messenger RNA. The record is from the annotation of a GenBank genome assembly. Lineage: Eukaryota; Metazoa; Arthropoda; Insecta; Coleoptera; Curculionidae.
AUGCUUCAAAUAAUUAUAAUAAUCCUGGGCCUUAUUUUUAGUUGCUCAGGUCAUGAUUUUCCUGCCAAUCUUCAAUUCGGAGCAGUUACAGCAGCUUUUUCAGUUGAAGGUGGCUGGAACGCAGAUGGAAAAGGCGUAAGCUUUUGGGAUUACAUUGUACAUAAUCAAAGCGAUUUCAUGAUUAGCGAUUUGUCUAAGGAAGAGCUGAUAGAGCAAGCUGAAGUGGCGGCAGACUCUUACCACAACUGGAGGGAAGAUGUUAGAGUAGCCAAAGAAUUGGGUUUGGAUUUUUAUAAGUUCUCUGUUGCUCCUUCUAGAAUUAUUCCAAGAGGCCCUUACAAUCCAAUCAAUCAAGCUGGGAUCGAUUAUUAUAACAAAUUAAUAGAUGGACUAUUGGCCGAAGGAAUAUCUCCAAUAGUGUCGAUGUACCAUUACGAUGGUACCCAAGCUGACACUUCUUUCUAUGGAGGAUUUUCGAAUCCUAUUACAGUUGAAGCGAUGAUCAGAUACGCCGACGUAUUAUUCAGCGAAUUCGGAGAUCGAGUAAACAAAUGGGACACUUUUAAUGAUCCUUACAAGAUGUGUAAGGAGAUUUUCGGCGAGUUUAUAGGCAACGAGUUCGAGUACUUUCCGCGCGGACAGUACGAGUACUUUUGCGGACGUCACGUGAUACUGGCUCAUGCCAGUAUCUACAGGUUGUACCAGGAAAAGUACCGGCCUAAACAAAAUGGUUUGUUGUCGAUUGCCUUGAGUGUAGACUGGUACGAGCCGGAAAAUGAAGAGGAUACCGAGGCUGCUCUAAGAGCUUUGGACUUCACUGUAAGAACUGAUAAUGAUGUAAUUUGA